GAGGGCUAUGUAGCUCCCCUGCACCCUCGGCAGAGGAUCAUCCCAAACUCCUCGCAUAGAGGUUAAAGGCAUUAUUUCACACCCCCAAUUUUAUAUUUCAUUUUCACCCUGUGCGACAAUUCUUCUCCUACAUACAUUCCCGUCGCCCAUUCAGAUCAACAGCCGUAAAUCUAGGGUUCCGGUGUAGGUGAAACCAUGUGGAGACGAGCCUCUGAUAAGCUCUUAGCACUCCGACCUGUUGCCAGACCUAAUCGUAUCGUUAGGUCUUCGCUAUCUCCAGCGACUCUUCGGUCAUCCCCGACUGUUAUCACUCGUCACUAUUCAGGUCCAUUGGGUACCAAGAGUCGUACGUGUAAUACGAUGACAAAGGUGUUAUUGAACAUGUUAUUCAAGGGCUUUAGGUCAAUUGAAUCUACCACUACAACCACAUUGGUAGUUUGGUAUCAGCAUGGGAUGCGAUUUUCAACGAGUGUCCCCAAUGAUCCUGAUACACAUGAUGAUUUCAAGCCCACAAAUAAGCUUGAAAAUUCACAACUUACCCUAAAAGACAUUGUUGAGCAGGAUGUGAAGGACAACCAUGUGAUGAUUUACAUGAAAGGGGAUCCAGAACAACCCCGUUGUGGAUUCAGCUCAUUAGCAGUCAGAGUGUUGAGUGAAUAUCGUGUUCCUAUACAUUCUAGAAACAUAUUGGAAGAUCCUGAACUUAAAAAUGCUGUAAAAUCUUUCAGCAUGUGGCCAACAUUUCCACAGAUAUUUAUCAAUGGAGAAUUCAUAGGAGGAUCAGACAUUAUCCUGAAUAUGCAUCAGAAUGGUGAACUGAAGGAGAAGAUAAAGGCAACUCCCUCCGAAUAGAGGAAUUUGGAAUUUUAUGAAGUAAUAGUCGUUGUUCUUGUUCAAGGUGAGUGAAAAUAUAAUGUCAUGUUACUACUUAUUUUUUAGGUUUUAGUUUAUUAUGUGAGAUUGAUAUGCUGCAACAUACUGUUCUUGUUCUAUCUUGCAUUUAAAAACUUUGAGCUUGUUAUUUGUUUGGUAUUAUUGUAUGGAUGUAAUAAAAAUUAGUUGAUUAUUUUAUGAUUAUUAAAUUUGGCUAAA
Lactuca sativa (garden lettuce) is the source of this 1092-nucleotide messenger RNA. RefSeq names its product monothiol glutaredoxin-S15, mitochondrial. Lineage: Eukaryota; Viridiplantae; Streptophyta; Magnoliopsida; Asterales; Asteraceae. The record is from RefSeq and is a predicted model, not a curated record. Gene Ontology annotation, cellular component: mitochondrial matrix.